Molecule: messenger RNA, 3066 nt
Organism: Thyridium curvatum
Lineage: Eukaryota; Fungi; Ascomycota; Sordariomycetes; Thyridiales; Thyridiaceae
Exons: 9
Coding region: 1-3066 (1021 amino acids)
Biological process (GO): actin filament organization
Molecular function (GO): actin filament binding
Source: RefSeq, a predicted model, not a curated record
AUGGCGGGGCGAUUCGUACGAGCGUCGAAAUAUCGUGAGAGCUCCCUCAACAAAGAUGCGACAUUCGCCAAGCACGCACCAGUGCGGUUCACUGACAGAGUUACUCGCCAGGACAUUCGGAAUGCGUGGGACACCAACCUGGUGAAGGCCAACCCCGAUUACAUCUCUGUCAAUUGGGAAGCUGGAGGCGGUGGUGCUUUUGCGGUCAUCCCGGUCGACGAGCGAGGCAAGGUGCCGGAUCAGAUCCCCCUAUUCCGAGGUCAUACCGCCGCCGUUCUCGACACCGACUGGCAUCCAUUCAACGACCGAGUCAUAGCCUCGGCCUCCGACGAUGGCAAAGUGUUUAUAUGGCAAGUCCCUGAGGGCUUCACGCUCCACCAAGAUCCCGAGGACAUCCGAGACGUUGCGCCAGUGAGCAAGCUCUCCGCCCAUUCCAGGAAAGUUGGCCAGGUCUUGUUCAAUCCCGCAGCCGAGAACAUCCUGGCCUCUGCCUCGGGGGAUCUCACCAUCAAGCUCUGGGAUAUCUCGAGUGGGCAGUCGCAAAUCACGCUUAAGCACCCAGACAUUGUGCAAAGUCUGUCGUGGAGUGCCAACGGCGCGCUUCUCGCCACCACCUCUCGAGACAAGAAGCUGCGGGUAUGGGAUGUCCGGCAGGAGAAGCCUGUUCAUGAAGCCCCGGGUCAUACCGGCGCCAAGAACAGCCGUGUGGCCUGGUUGGGCGAGCAUAAUCGAUUUGCUACCACUGGCUUCUCCCGUAUGAGUGAAAGACAGAUUGCUCUAUGGGAGCCCGGCAGAAAUGACCCUAUUGGAGGCUUCAACACUCUCGACUCGAUCUCUGGUGUUCUCAUGCCGUUCUGGGAUAACGGAUCGAACUGUCUCUACCUUGCCGGCAAGGGUGACGGCAACAUCCGUUACUUCGAGUACGAGAACGACAAGUUCGAGUUUUUGUCGGAGUACAAGUCUGCAGACCCCCAGCGCGGUAUUGCUUUUGUACCCAAGCGAGGAGUCAAUGUCCACGAGAAUGAGGUCAUGCGAGCAUACAAAACGGUGAAUGAUUCUUACAUUGAGCCGAUUUCAUUCACUGUGCCUCGGCGAGCCGAAACUUUCCAGUCGGACAUCUUCCCGCCAGCCAUUGGUCUGAAGCCAGCUAUGUCAGCCAAGGAGUGGUUCUCGGGGAAGACAGCUCUUCCGCCCAAAAUUGACCUUGAGAGUGUCUACGAUGGCAAUGCGCCCGUUGAAGUGCCCGCUGACUACAAACCACCUGCUGCGGCUGCGGCUCCCGCACCAGCCCCGGUCGCCAAGCCCGCCCCGAAGAAAGAGCCGGAGCCGGAGCCGGUGGCGGCCCGUGCACCGCCCAAUAUGAAGGAUCAGAAGCAGUCCAUGUCGGCAAUGGCAAACAAGUACCAGGAUGAUGAUGAGGAGGACGACGAUGAGGCUGAUGAGACUUCCAGCUUCGAGGAAGUCUCGCGACCACAGCCCCGUGGUAGCAUGCCUGUUCGGGAGCAGAAGCCUCCGUCGCCCAUCAAGGCCACUCCGCCUGUGCAGGUCAAGCAGUCGUCACCCAUCAAGACUCAGCCUGUACAGUCUCCUGUCUCUGCCAGAACUCCUAUUUCCCCUGCUGCCGCCCCCUCCUCUGGAUCUUCGUCGUCUGUCGAGGCUUCCUUGGACCAAAUCAAACAACUUCUUGAGGCCCAGACCAAGAUCAUCCAGGCACAGAACGAGAAGAUUGGGCAGCUCGUUGCUGAUGUUGACAUUCUGAAGAAGCGUGCCAGCUCCGGCAGUCAGGACCAGAAUGAGCGCAUCCGGCAACUCGAGCUAGAGCUGGAGGAGGCAAGGUCGAGCUUCAGCUGGUGUCCUCGCAUGAUGAAACCGUACCCUCCAACUGACAUCGCAGGCACAGAGGCCGACACUGGGCUCCCAUCCCAGGAGGCAGAUUCCGCCGAACCUGAAGAUGGCUUGACAGUAGGUUCCACAUGUCUACGCGACUUACAUGCCAUAGUGACUUCUCAAGACGAGAUGCAGCACGGCAAUGAAUCCAGCGACACCGAGGAUGCCUCACCAUCAUCGCCAGCGUCCGCAGGAGACAAAACUCUCACCACUGCAGCUGCCGCCAGCGACCCUCCACCCACAGCUACUACCGCACUCGACGUCCCAGCCUCCGGCCCGGCCCCGGCCACGAAACCGGCCCGGGGUCUCACGCCCUUCGAGGCAUACAUCCUGCGGCACACGAUCACCUUCCGCCCGAACCGCGAGGCCACGGCCGUGGAGCUCCUGCGCGCGGGGCGCACCCGCGCCGUGCGCAAGGGCCAGCACCGCUGGCUCGAGGACCCCCUGGGCGACUGGGUGCCCGUGACCAAGGCCGAGCAGGCCUUCAAGCGCGCGCAGGAGGCGCGCGAGAACCGGCGCGCGGCGGCCGCGGCCAAGGCGCGCCGGAAGCAGGUGGAGGAGCGGCGACUCGGGCUCGAGAGGACCGUGCCCUGCCUGCGGUGCGCGGUGAUGAAGAUGCCGUGCUCGCUGGGGGUCCCCGGCCACGAGGGCGACGAGAAGUGCCUGCGGUGCGCGAGGGCCGGGGAGGACGUGGCGUUCUGCCUGCGGCAGACGGUCGACGUGAGCUCCGUGGCCGUGGACUGGUGGAUCGGCUGCCCGUUUGUGCCUGGCUUCGUGGACGAGGAGGACCCGGUGCCGGUGGUGUUUAUCCGCCGGGACAAGUACGCCAUGGACGACGCGAGCGGGCUGACGUGCGAGGACGUCGAGCAGAUGGCCAAGGUGCUGCUCGGCCUGGACCCCUCGGCGGUCACGGCUCCCGGAGUCCUUGGUGGCGAGAGGUUGGCUCGGGCGGAUGUGAAGAAGUGGACCAUGCCUGUUUGGCAUGUAUAUUCUGAGGGCGAGGACCAUUGUGCCGCGUCGUACGAGCAAAACGAGUGGCAUGAGCACCUUAAGGAACGCAGGCGAGAACAGCGCCUGGCUGCGUUGAAGAGGCGCCGUGCAAAAUUGAGAGAGAAGAAUCGGGCUCUGAAGGCUGCGUCACCGGAGGAAAACAAGGAGGGAGGGUACAUAACAGUAUGA